CUUCACCCUGCACGCCGGCAGCUAUGACAAAGUACAUUCUCGUAUCUGGUGGUGUUGUGAGCGGCAUCGGGAAGGGCGUCAUCGCCUCUUCUACGGGCCUGCUCCUCAAGACCACCGGUCUCAAGGUCACCGCCAUAAAGAUCGACCCGUACAUGAACAUUGAUGCCGGCACGAUGAGGCCACAGGAGCAUGGCGAGGUCUAUGUCUUGAACGACGGCGGAGAAGUCGAUCUUGAUCUGGGCAACUACGAACGUUACCUGAACGUGACCCUGAGCAAGGAUAACAACAUCACGACCGGAAAGAUCUACCGCGAGGUCAUUGAGAAGGAGCGUCGCGGAGACUACUUGGGCAAGACUGUCCAGAUCGUUCCCCAUGUUACGAACGCCAUCCAAGAUUGGAUCGAGCGCGUGUCCAAGAUUCCUGUGGAUGAGACCGGCGAGGAGCCCGAUGUUUGCAUCGUCGAGCUCGGAGGUACCGUUGGAGACAUCGAGUCGGCGCCUUUCGUCGAAGCUAUGCGCCAGUUCCAAUUCCGUGUCGGACACGAAAACUUCGCGCUCAUCCACGUGUCACUUGUCCCCGACAUGCAUGGCGAGCAGAAAACCAAGCCUACACAGACAACCGUCCAUGCACUCCGCGGCCUCGGUCUCCUCCCCGACCUGAUCGCCUGCCGACUGAUUGUCCAGAAGCCCCUGGAACCCGCCACCAAGGCCAAAAUCUCCAUGUUCUGUCACGUCGCGCCCGAGCAGGUCGUCGGCGUACACGACGUCUCCUCCGUCUACCACGUACCCCUCCUUCUCCAGUCCCAGGGAAUCAUCCAAUAUCUCCAAAAGCGCCUUAACCUCUCCACGAUUACGAUCACCCCUCAGAUGCAGGAACGCGGGUCGUCAUUAGAGCUGCGUUGGCGAGAACUCACAAAACGGCAAGAACGUAUUCUCGAUGAGGUGUCUAUCGCACUCGUCGGGAAGUACACGGACAUGCAAGAUUCCUACAUGUCUGUUGUCAAGUCCCUGGAGCACUCCGCGUUCCGGUGUAAUAGGAGGUUGAAGCUCAAGUGGGUUGAUGCCUCAGAUCUUGAGCCUGAGGCACAACACACCAGCCCCGCCAAGUACCAUGAUGCGUGGCGGGACGUCGUCUCCGCGAACGGCAUCCUCGUCCCCGGCGGCUUCGGCGUACGCGGCUCCGAGGGCAUGAUGCUCGCCAUCAAGUGGGCUCGCGAACAGAAAAAGCCCUUCCUGGGCAUCUGCUUCGGCUUCCAGCUCGCCGUCGUCGAGUGGGCGCGCAACGUGUGCGGCCUCGCGGGCGCGACGUCCGCCGAGUUCGACCCCGCCGCGCCGGAGCCCGUGAUCGUGUUCAUGCCCGAGAUCUCGAAGACGCACAUGGGCGGCACGAUGCGCCUCGGCCUGCGCCCGACCGUGUUCGAGGAGGACGCGGCGGGGUGGUCGAAGGUGCGCAAGCUGUAUGGCGGCGCGGGCAAGAUCUGGGAGCGCCACCGUCAUCGGUACGAGGUCAAUCCGGCGCUCAUCGAGCGCCUUACGGCGAGUGGGAUGCGCUUUGUGGGUAAGGAUGAGCGCGGGGAGCGUAUGCAGGUGCUCGAGCUGCCUGAACACCCGUACUUUGUCGGCUUCCAGGCGCACCCCGAGUUCUGCACGCGCCCGCUGAACCCGUCGCCGCCGUUCCUCGGGUUCAUCGCGGCCGCGGCAGGCACAUCGGUGAUCAACGAGCAGCUCGAGGUCCAGCUGCGCUCGUUCAAGCCGCCGCAUCCCGAGGGCUCGAUGGUCGACGAGGCGUCGCUCCGCAGCGAGGAGCCCCGUCCUGCCGGCGAGGAGGCCAUCCUCAGCUCCGAGCAGUGAGUCGUUUGCGAAUGUGGGGAUGGGGUUGGGGGAGAGGUGGCGGUACGUCUGUGUACACUAUCGAGACGGGAGACGGGCGAAUGGGGCCAUUGAAGAAGUACCUUACUCGUAUAAUCAUAUAGAUAGAAGGUCGCAGCGCGUGCCACAUUUUGUCAAUUUGUUGCAUUGGUUAGCAAUGGGAGUCACACGACACUUUCAC
Messenger RNA from Trametes versicolor FP-101664 SS1, 2049 nucleotides. RefSeq names its product CTP synthase. Lineage: Eukaryota; Fungi; Basidiomycota; Agaricomycetes; Polyporales; Polyporaceae. Gene Ontology annotation, cellular component: cytoophidium; cytoplasm. Gene Ontology annotation, molecular function: identical protein binding; CTP synthase activity. The transcript has 11 exons. Bases 24 to 1850 code for a protein of 608 amino acids. Gene Ontology annotation, biological process: CTP biosynthetic process; pyrimidine nucleobase biosynthetic process. The record is from RefSeq and is a predicted model, not a curated record.